Messenger RNA from Podarcis lilfordi (Lilford's wall lizard), 23411 nucleotides. NCBI's taxonomy places the organism in Eukaryota, Metazoa, Chordata, Lepidosauria, Squamata, Lacertidae. The record is from the annotation of a GenBank genome assembly.
AUGUCGGGCGCGGCGGAGCCGGAGGCGGCGGCGCCGGUGUCGGCGGCGUCGCAGGAGGAGAGCGAGGACGAGAGCGAGGUGCUGGAGGAGAGUCCCUGCGGCCGCUGGCAGAAGCGCAAGGAGCAGGUAGCGGCGGCGGAGCCGAGGGCGGGCAGCUCCCGGAGACACCGGGCCGCGGGGUCCCCUGGCCGCCCCCACCAGCGGCAGGAGGGGCGCCCGAGGGUCUGCGCUGCGCUUCCGGCGCGCCCGGGCUGCCCCCCAUCCUGCAGCGGGGACCGGGCAGGGCUUCCUGGGUGCCGGGCGAGCGGGGUCUGCACCCGCGCCGGUGCCUCCCUGCCCGACUCCCCUCGCCUCGGCGGCGUCGCUGUUCUGGCUUGCUGGGUCCCCGCGCCAAGCCGGCGAGGUGGGCGCACGAGGGGGGCAGCAGAGCGGGGUCCCGGGACCCGUCGGAGCACCUCGCAGUCGCCUCCCCUCCCCGCCCCCCGCCUGGAGGGGGAGCCGCGGGGCUCCUGCAAAACAGGGCAGCGGGGCAGCCCCGGUGCGGAGCCGGGGAGAGGGGUGCUUCCGCUCGGGCGCUUGUCCCGGCCUCUCGUGGGCUGCUUAUCUGGAUGUGGCGCCCCAGAAGCGAAGUGGGGCCGGGAGGGAGAGGCAGAGUCCUGGGGGCGGCAGUGGGCUCUGCCCUCUUGGCUCUUGCGCCCCCCUUAGCCAGCCCCGCUUCGCCCCAUAUUCCCUCCUGUUGCACACAGACAGAGCAUGUCUUUGACUGGGUCCCUGCCUACCUGAACCAAUCUCUCCUUGUCAGGACCCGUCUAAAGGCAACAAGAUCAGGAGGAAGCCUCCGAGUCCCCCUCCAUUUGGAGAAGGGGCGCCCUCCCCCUGGCAGAGGACCCACCUUCAUCGCACGGGUGCAGAGCCCCCCCCCUUGCCCUUCCCCCAGGCGCCUCUGGUGCUCCUGCUCCUGAUAAGGCCCAUGUUUACCUUCAGGGGAGGCUCCCAGGGAGGCCUGCCUGCCCAGUGUUGGGGGUCCUGCCCCAUGGGCCCCCAGCCACGAUAGUGGCGGGGGCAGCCGGGAGCCAGCUGGUCACACAGCAUUCAGCACAGAGCAGCUGGGAAGAGGGGCUCUGGUGGGAUCUGUUUGCUCAGUGCAGGCCAUCUCACUUCCUCCUAGGCUAGGCCUGCCCCACAGCAGGCAGGCAGUGUGGCCCCCUCCUCCUUAUCGCUGCAAGCCCCAUCAUGCCUCCCUCUGCCAACAUUGCGGGGGGGGGGGCUCCUCUUUGUGCUGCCGCCCCUGAACUAGUCAGAGCAGAGUCUGGAAAACUGUGAGAGGCUCAGCGUGGCUUAACCUGCCUGGGAAUGUGGCUCCCUGAGCUGCACUCUGCACUCGCCCAGAGACACACCUGAGAUUUUGUCUGUGUUUCUGCUGGCCAGCUGACCAGGACUGAGCUCUCUCUCCUCUUCCGGGGUCUCCUUUCUGCCCUCCCCCAGUGCCUGUCUCAGGAUCGCUCUGCAGCAGGGAGGGCUGCUGGGACCCUGCCAUUGCCACGCUCUCCGAGUGCCAGGGAAGAGGAUCCUGCCCAGGUGGCCUCGCUGCCGCUCUGAGGCACAGGGUGAGGCUCCUGCUCUUGGCUCUACCCAGUGCCAGAGAGGCUCUUGCCCUCAUGGUCGCUCGUUCCCGGGCCUCUGCGCACAGAGUGGCUGCAUCACAGUCCAAAGGGUCUCAGGAGCCAAGGCCUUUGCUGGCAGAAUGCAAAGACAGGCUGGCGCAUCCUAGGCAAGGCAGGGCGAUUUCUUCUGUGCUGACCUCCCCACCUCCACUGUUUGCAAAGCCUUGGCAGCUUCAGGCUUCCAUUGGCACAAAACGGGUUUAUGGAACCGCCUGCCACUGGCCUGGCUGAUGCCACUGGCACCAAGAGCUGAAGUGUCCACAGUCCCUGCUAUGACCCACCUCCUGCCCAGGGGGGCUUCUCCCUCAUGGGGGUGACCACCAUUGCCAAAGCUGCCUCAGGAGCCUGGCCCACUCAUUGGGCUCCUCGCUCUGGCUUCUGGGGACAAGCCUAGUUGUGCUGGUGUCCCUCUGGGGCUACUCCCUCUGGGGCUGGGGCAGACUUCUGGAGCCCCACAGGGCCAGAUUUGUGAUCCCUGUCUUCUGAAAGAAAAUGUCAGUGUAGAGAAUGGGAAGCUUGGAGGGUUUUUUUAAAAAAUAUAUAUAUACUCAAGCAAUAUAUGCCAUUCAUGGAAAAAAUGCCUAGAACAAGCUGUGGGUCUGGCCUGCCCCUCUCUCCCUCUCCGCUUUGCCUCCCGCCAGCCGCCCUCCACUUCUGCUCCUCGGUGGAGGAUCCUAGAAUAAGCAUGGGUGGGGUGCCAUGGGUGGAGGGAGUGGGUGCUUGUGCAAGCCAGGAGGCCCACAGGUGACCUCUGCAGAACAGCUGCUUAUCUUGCAGCAGACCUGGGCUCUGGGCUGGCUUAUCAGGGCCUCCUGCUGUGCCAGGCUUAGAGGAGGGGGGAGGGGGCUUUGGCCUUCAGUUCGGCCUUCAGCCCCUCCAGACCUGCUGCCUGCCUGCCCAGCCUGCUCCACUUUGCUCUGGAAUGAGGCCUGUUGAGGAAUUAUUAUUAUUAUUAUUAUUAUUAUUAUUAUUAUUAUUACUGCCUUCUUCCCCUACAGGGUCUCAGGGCAUAUUACAGAUAAAAUACAAGCAGCUAAAAUAUAGGGGGGAAAGCAAUAAUUUAAAAACAAUUAAACAUUAGUACAAUUAAACAAUAUGAACAUAAAAAGAACCACUAAAGCAUCAUUAGAAUAUGACCACCGCAGGACCAGCCCUUUCCUUAAAGAACAGUCAAAAUAAAACCGUCUUCAUCUCCUGUGGAAGGAGUGCAAGGAGGAUGCCCCUCUGGCUUCCAAGGUCCCAAAGUGGUGGGAGCCACCCCCGAGAAGGCCCUCUCCCGUGUUCCCACCCAACGUGCCUGGCUGGGUGGUGGGACCCAGGGAGGGCCUCCUUGGCAGCUUUGGGUGCAGGCUUUGCUUCCUGGAUUGUGGCCUGACUGCGUGUCUGAGGAAGGCAGGAGAGGUAGAGAGGAGGGAAAUGGAGGCGUGGUGCGGAGGCCCUCGUGGUCUCAGGUAGCCUCGGGGGGGGGAUCUCCAGCGCCUUUUGCAAAAGGGACUUCAAGGGACUUUCUUUGCAAUAGUGUCCCCUCACAAAAUGACCCUUAAAGGCCCAGGAGCAGCCCCCCCCCCCUUGGCAGCUGCCUCGCUUGCAGCUCGAUCUUAUGCUGUCGCAAGGCUUCCACAUGCCUGGUCCUGUUUGCCUCCUGGGUCUCGCAAUGCAGUUGCCAUGGCUACAGCUUCUCCAGAGCAGCUGUGGUACCCAGCCAGAUGGCCCUGCAGCAUCUUGUUGGCUGAUGAGCCAAGCCCUCUCACUCCUCAUUGGCUGCCUGGGAUGGGGGGGGAGCAGAAAGGAAGCACCUCCAGCCUCUGAAGAGGCCAGAGACUAUCUUGGUUGUGAGUUUUGGUGAACCUGCUCCCAGCCUUGCUGGCUGUUUCUCCACCUGGCCUGGGAGGAUGGAGUUCAGACUGACUCCAACUACGAAAGCGGAGGCUGCUGAACAGACUCAUGGGCUGGGGUGCUGUUUGGGUUUCUGCUGUUGUCAGGGUUGUUGCUGUUGGUUUUUUGUAUCUUUAUUUUGUAUCUUGUGAUUUAUGUGGAAACUGUUCAGUUUGGUUAUGUACUUUUUAGUAUUUCGUUUAUUGUUUAUGACCACUUUUGUUAUGUUGUUGUUAGUAUUUUUUAUUCUUGUAAGCUGCCCUGAGUCAGGGCUUUUGCCCGAGGAAUUUCUCACCAGCAUCAGCACGAUGUUCUUGUAGCAGUUGUCAGGCAUCCUUCCCCCAGAGAGGGUGGUUGUUAAGGACAUUUAUCUCACGCCUUCCCAACAGAAUGUUGCUUAAGGCAAUCAAUGAUAAAAAAAUGAAGCUCAUUAGAAUUCAAAUUAAAACAUUUAUAAACUGCACACCAAAGUUAUAAGCAGGGCUGGAAACCAAAAUGGCUUCAGUUAUAUCAACAGCCAACGCAAAGCCAGCCACUGAAAGUCAGCUGCAGAGCCAGUGGGAAAGAGCUGUUGCCUCCCCCCCCCCCCGCCUCCUGGAAGGCUGUCAAAGAGGAGGUUGAACUUCCCAGAGGGUCUCCCAAAACCUGCCUCUGGCCACUGACCCUCCUCCCCCCGGCUGCGGCUGCCCCCCAGGGUGUCUGUGUGAUGCUGCCUGCCUCCUUUCCAAUCCCUCCCUGAACCGUCAGUCUCCCAUCUGGACCCCGCCAUCCUCCCCCCCAGGAAAUGAAUUUGCUCAGCUUGCCCAGGUUCUGUCCUCGCUGUGCCUCCCCACCCUUCAUUCAUUUAAAACGGUUGUCCUCUGCCUUUCCUCAUCAAAAGCUCAAGAUGGCUGCAACAAAAGCAAACCACCAUUCAACCCUUUCAAGUCCCCUUUCCAUAAACAUUAAUAAUAACAACCAUUUUAUUAUUUGUACCCUGCUCAUCUGGCUGGGUUUCUCCAGCCACUCUGGGCCACUUACAGUACAUAUAAAUUUUUUUGUAAAACAUCAGACAUUAAAAAGUUCCCGAUACAGGGCUGCCUUCAGAUGUCUUCUAAAAGUCAUAUAGUUGUUUAUUUCCUUGACAUCUGAUGGGAGGGCAUUUUACAGGGCGGGCACCACCACCGAGAAGUCCCUCUGCCUGGUUCCCUGUAACUUGGCUUCUCGCAGUGAUGGAACCACCAGAAGGCCCUCGGAGCUGGACCUCAGUGUCCGGGCAGAACGAUGGGAGUGGAGAUGCUCCUUCAGGUAUACUGGACCGAGGCCGUUUAGGGCUUUCCUGGGAGCCAAUGUUAGUUUUUCAGGACCAAUAAAAAGAGCAGUUAAUGCAGCAAUCGAGUACCAGCAGCUGAAGUUAUUCCAAAUCAGCAGAGUAAAACAUAUGCAAUAAAUCAACCACUUGCAAACCCAAAAACCUUCUGCAAAAGGAAGGUUUUUACUUGCUUAAGGGGAGGGGGGCACAAAAGGGUGGUCUUCCUUUAGCAGGCGCUCCAGAGCCAAAGGAAAGACCGGCUCCUUCCUGCUUCCUAGCAGAGAGCAUUUCAGGGGCGGUUCAGGGGAUACACAGGGCGGGUGGCAAGAAGGUCAGAUACCCCAGUCUUGAGCCAUUUAGGACUUUAAAGCUCAUCAUUAACACUUUGAAUUCUGCCCCCCCCCCCAGUGAACGUGGAGUGGGGAGGUCACUUGGCCCCCAUAUGUGGCUGCAUUCUGGGCCCCCUGUAGCCUCUGGGGCAGGGCAGUGAAGGUGCAUGGCAGCCCCCCAGAUGGGAUGCAACAAAGGUGUGUCCGUCUUGCCAUGGCAAGCCCUGAAUCCUUCCGGAGGAGGCAAUGUGGGCACACCAGUCUGUUAGGCAAAGGCCCUCCUGGGCUCUGCUGAGCUCUCCUCCUGCAGGCUCAAGGGGGGGGUGUCUCAGAUGGAUGGCAACUCUGUCUCUAUGGUGAGAGGCAGUACAUCUCUGAGCAGGGCUUUAUGGGAUGUGUGGGGAGAGUCUUGCAUUUGGGGCUCCAACUGGAGCAUCUGACUGGCCACUGAGAGACCAGGAUGCUGGACAGUGGCCAGAUCCAGCAGCCAGGCUCUUCUCACGACCUGCGGGCCAGUGUGCUCCUCUGGCCUCUCUCUGGCUCUGGACCCUCUUCCCAGGCCAUGCCCUUCAUUGGGCUCCUGCAGUGCUUUUGCCCAGCUGAGCUGGGUCCUUGGGCUGCGCCAGUGCUGCUUGCCUGCCAGGAUGGAGAUGUCAUUGUGCAGAAACGCCGAACCUUAGUGUGGCUGCUGCUCCACCUGUUGCUCCACCCCCAUUUACAUGUGGCCCUGGAAGGUUGCCAGGAGGGAAUGUGGCCCCCAGACAUAAAGUUGCCCCACCCUGGUCAAGAGAAAUCCUCAAGGGUGUGUACCUGUGGUUCCUGGGGAGGGGCAGCCUCAGCCAGUACAGGUGGGGUCCCCAUUCCUGCUCCACCAGCACCUGUGCCAGGUCUGUGUUGGCUUUUGGCUUCUUUGCCACCUCCCAAUGCCAGAUCAGGACCUCCCCAGAUGCCUUAGCACAGGCAUCCCCAACCUCGGCCCUCCAGAUGUUUUGAACUACAAUUCCCAUCACCCCUGAUCACUGGUCCUGUUAGCUAGGGAUCAUGGCAGUUGUGGGCCAAAACAUCUGGAGGGCCGCAGGUUGGGGAUGCCUGCCUUAGCAGGACAAUGAAAGAAGAGACAGAGUUGGGUGCCACCUGCUCAUUGAGACCACAGAACUGCAAAUCCCUGGGUGACCCCCUCAGCCUGUAACCCCAACCCAGGGCAGCAGCUCAGGUGCCCAGCAGGAACCCCCAGUGUCUGGAAGUGGCCUCCCCACAGGGACCAGGACACCCUCUUUCCAGGCCCCUCUCUUCUCAGGGAGCUCGUCCAGGAGGCUGGCGUAUUUCUCUGUCCCAUUGAAAUUUAGACUGUAAACCUCUGGGGACAGGGACCUGCCCUGCCUUAAAAAACCUUCGACCCCUAUUGCGCCUGUGUGUUUCUCUGCAAAGCACGCUUCCUCUGCUUUGAGCUGUCCCCUCUCUCUGCCCUGAUUUCUUUCUCCCCCCCUUGCCCUUUGCUCCUCCUCUUCUCAGCGAUGCCACCCGUGUCCUGGCAUGCCCCCCCCCCCCGGCCACAGAGCCAGAGGCGAAAGAGCAAUGAACCCUUUUGCACCAGCAAAGCAGCCUCAGCCUUUUCCGCACAACAAUGGUGGGGGCUGUUGGAUGAAGAAAUGCCUGUGUGUUGCUCCCCCCCCCCAGUCCUUUUUGGGCUUCUGCUCCCAGGGACCCUGCCCUGGGUUUGCUUAAUAAAAAGGUGCCACAAAGACUGGCUCUGGCGUGAGUCACUCCCCCUUGGCCUCUUGUGGGGGGACACAGACCUUCAAUAAGACUUUUUUGGGGGGGGGAGUUAGUCUCACGUCCACUUUGGCUGCCCCUUUUGCAGUCCCAUCUAAGAGACUGGCAAGAGGGUGGCGCCUGUGGGGAAGGUGGGCGGAUUGCGACCUGUUUCAGUGGCAAUGGGCAGUGGGGUCCGAGGCCUUCCCUGGUUGGGCUUGGCCACUGGCCCAACUGUGGCUUCCUCUGCACCUUGGCCAGGGGGCAGGCAGGGUCCUUCCUGGCAGACGCUGCCUAUGAGACCCCCUUCCCUCUUGGUGGGUCUCCUUGGCACGGUGCCCAUGUGAGGGGUGCCCUGUUCUUGCAAGUUGCCCCAGUGUGUCAUCCCAGGCACACCUUUCUGGGCCUUUUACAGAGGGGGUCCCCAUGCCAGCUAGCCGGGCAGCCAGCAGCGGAGCCACCCCAGGGUGAAGGUGGCUGGUUUCUGGCCCUGGCAACCCCACUCCUUGGCCUGGGGGGAGGCAGGUGGCCAGGCGUGGGGGGGGGGAGGAUGGGGACAAUGGGGCCUCUUUGUUCCCCUGGCAGGAACUGGGUCAUGAGGCGCGGCUGCCAGGACGGCUCCAUCUUCCCCUCUUAAUGAACUCGGGCUGGCGCUGUGGCUGGAGGCCUUUGUCCCUCCUGGCCUGCCAAGGCAGACGUCUGCUGAUGCCCCAAGGCCUGGCAGGCGGACGGGACAGGGUGUCCUCUCUGGGCCACAAACAAUCCUGCCUUUCAGCAGGUGCUGGGCCAGCUCUUGCCUCCCCCCCCCCUUGCCAGUGCCUGCUGCUGUCGGAGGCCCCACAGCAAGCGGGCAGGUGCCCAAGGGCCAAGGGGUUGGCACAGCCCCCCUGCAGGGCAUACCCGCGGUCCCGUGUCCAGGCGCCAGCCCUCUGCCUCAACUUCCCCUGAGGCAGGAGUGGCCAGCCAGGCAGGAGAGCAGGACAGAGCCCAGGGCUGUGCUAGCAGGCUGCCUUUUGCCCUUGCCUAGCAACAGCCGGGGCCUUGUUUUUCCCACCCAUUUCUGCCAAGGAGAUGUGCUGGGUCUGGGCGCAGGUAGCUUGGCCAAUUGGGGGGCCAUGGCGAUCUUUCUUCCCCCCAGGGAACCACUGGCUACAUCCCCCCCCCCAGCAUCCUGGGAAUCUCAGUGUUUACUAAAAGAUAUCCCACUUUCCUUUGCCUGCCCUGGAUGCCACCCCCAGAGAGGCUGGGAAAGUGUGCCUCCUGCCCCAUCCCCAUCAGCUCUGUGCCCCCCACAGAGGCUGAGUAGCAGGACAGGAGCCCAAUAGGCUCCCCCCCACACACACAUGCACACCCUUCCUUGUAUUCGGAAAUAUACUGCCUUUGAUCAUGGGGGUUAGCUUAGCAAAUUUAUUAAUAGCUUCCCACAACAGAUGGUCCCACAACGAUUUAGAAGAAUAAAAUACAACGAAGCAGAAGAAAAUACAUGAACAUAUUAAGACAUAACCAAAAUAAAAGCAUCCAGUCGCUGGUGCUGCCCAGAAAGGCAAAGACAGAUUUGCAUGGUACUGAAAAUAAGACAAGCUGGAGGCAGCUGGGUCUCCUGGGGACGGGGCAUUUUCUAGCUGGGAAGCUGCUGCAGAAAAGGCCCAUUCUCUCCUCACCAGCCCUGAGGACAGAAGCAGCCAGCAGGAUCAGGCCAGUGGCCCAUCUAGUCCAGCAUCCUGUUCUCACAGUGGCCAAUCAGAUGCUUGUUGUAGGAAACCUGCAGGCAGGCUCCAGAGCAACUCUCUCCUGCUGCGCUUUCCCGCAAGGGGCAUUCAGAAGAAUUGCAGAGCUUGGCUAUUAGGACUGGGGGCCUCCACUAGCCCUGUCCUCUGGGGGGUUGUCCAAUCCUGUUUUGAAGGCCUCCAAGUUGGUGGCCAUGCCAGCCUCCCGUGGGAGAGAGUUCCACAGCUGGACUCUGGGCUGCAUGAAGGAGGACUUUCUUGGAUCUGUCCUGAAUCUUCCAGCAUUCAGCUUCACUGAAUGUCCCGGAGUUCCAGCGCUACGACGGGGAGGAAAACCUUUCCUCUCUCCACUUCCUUUGUGCCAGGCAUCCUUUCAGAGGCUGCUCUCAUGCUGCCCCUUCCUCGCCUUUUCUCUAAACUUAAAUGUCCCAAAUACUUCAACCUUCUUUCAUGGGGGAGUCGAUCCACCCCAGAUCACUUUGCUGCUCCUUUAGCUCUCCCAGGAGAUGGCACACCCAGAAGGGGCUCAGGUGAGGAUCUCUGGGGCUAGGCAGGUAAAUGUGCAGAGAGACAGUCCUCUGGGGUUAGGAGUCAGGAGCCGUGGGAGGGUUUUUUGUUUUUUUUUAAAUGAUAUUUAUUGAAAAAAGUUUUUUUAAAAAAUUACAAAGAAAAAAGACAAAACAGAAAAAUAAAAAAAUAAAACCAUCAUUUUCAAAUUCUCCACUUUCAUUACCUUCUUUCUAUGACCUUCUCCUCCUCCCUUUUCUUGUAUCUUGAUUAAUAGUUGUCACAGCAAAUCCUUUCCAUAAUUCAUAGUAUUCUGUCAUUACAUUACCUUACUCUAUUUUCAUCUUAUCUUAUAAAAAACCUUAAAGCUUAAAACUUAAAUCUUAUUUUUACCAACUUCUCAUAACCAUUACCUUUUUACCUAAUUCUUUAAACAUUUUUACAAGAGCCAAGUAAUUUCAUUUCAACAUUUUUCUAACAUUCAUCAAUUUUAUAAAACAUUCCUAAUGAUAGAAAAAGAAAUAAGAACAAUCCAAUCUUCUUCCAGCGUCCCUUCCUCCUGGUCCCGGGUUUGUCAGUCCUUUUUAUCCCAUUAGUCUGGCACAUUAACCUGGUGAUCUUAUAUCCGAGGCCUUCAAGUCUCUUCCAUGUCCCUUCCGCAGCUCUUCUUCAUAUUUUCCUUUCACUCGUGGGAACUCCAGCUUGGUAGUGUUUUUGACCCUUUUCAACAAAUCAGCCCCUUUCCCAUAGUCCAGAUUAGACUCCAUGUGGUAUUUUAAGACAUGUUUCAAAUUCCCUCCAAAAUUGAGAGACCCAACAGAUCCAAUCAUAUGACGGCCCAUUGCCAGACUCGGAAAGUCCAAACAUCUCUGCAUAGGGGGGUCAGUCCAACCCCCCAUUUCCAAAUCAAUCCAAACUUUAUCUUUCAAAAUCUGGUUUUUUCCAAGUUCAUUUAUCAGAUCCAAAGGCUCAUUUUCCUGCAGGGCCAAAAGUUCCUCCCUUUCUGGCGCCCAAGAUUCAGCAACAUCCUCUUCUCUCAACUGUUCUGUCAUGGCACACUCCUGUUUAAGUUCCUGGGUGGGCUCCAUAUAGUUUCCCACUACCUGUUCAAAUGUUCUGGCCGCAUUAGUCAUCAAAUCCAUCUUCUGGCUUAACUGAUCCAAUAGGGCAUUUAUUUUACAGAAAGCACCCAACAGUGCUUCUGAAAACAUUGUCCUGCAAGGUCACAAGUCCUUUCCCACGGUUGUAAUCUGUGGCAGCUGCAAGCUCCCUAAAAUUAGUUACAGUUUCACAGUCCCCCUCUAGGGGGAAAACUUCUGGUUGUUCUUUCUUUUAAGGACAAUAGCAACAAAGUUUCUUUCUUUCUUUUUUAGGAUAUUUUGUCAAUAUUUGUUCCUUUAAAAUGCGAAAGGAAACAGUGGAAUCACAAUGUUACUCUUCUUUUAACUAUCUGUCAAAAACAUUUGUGUCUGGUCAAUGAGCUUCAAACGUCAAUUCUGACACCCCGCUCCAGGAUCAGGACGGUGGAAAGUUACUUUACUUUAAACUCACUUCUGCAGGUUUAAACAGUCCAAAAAAGAUCCCCCUUCUUCUCCUGCUACCGAAGGGGGGUUCAACGAUUUUAAAUGGUGAAAACCAAUCCUUUGAAAGUGAUUUUCUAAGCUCUAGUUUACGUUGUCUUUGCUUUCUUCUGACUACAAGGAAACGGAAGGCUGACUUCCUGUUUAGACCUUCCCGUUUCAGUACCAAAUUAAGGUAAAUUUUUAAGUCCAAUUCCUUUCUAAUCGCCAGUUCUUAUUUGAAGUCCAAUUGUUCAAUGUUUAAGUACUCACGGGUGAUUAUUUUAGAUGCCAAAUUGUCCCAGGAAAAGGCAGCGCUCUCUGGCAAUGGCUAUGCGGCUUCGCUCCACGGAAAAAGCAAUUGACUCACAGCACCGCGCCACUUCCCCUCUUCGCCCGGAGCCCGUUAGUGGGUUCCUUUGCGGGUUGGGGGGGCGCUAAGGGUGCCCGCCGAGUCCCACGGUCACAGGCUUCAUCUGCCUGUGAUUUCUAAAAGGGUCCCCGCUUCACCGCAGUGGAAAGACCCGUUUCGCGCGGAGCUGGUCCCUCCGGUUCAGAGGGAGCCCGCCAUUGCCAAUGGCGCCACCCCGGAAGUCCAGGAGCUGUGGGAGGUUUAAAGGGCUGAAAGCAUCACUUUGAAUUAGGCCAGAGCAGUUUCCACAAGAAACAGUGUUAAAUGUUGUUGUUGUUGUUGUUGUUGUUCACCACCAUUCAUAGAUAACAGGGCAGUUCACAACAUAAAAAUACAAGAUAAAUAACACAGAAUACAAAACAAAAACAAAAAUGAAGCAAUAGCCCACGUCCCCUGCUGCAAACAGAUCUGCUCCUCCUUCUUCCCAUCAGCCACAGAGCCCUGCCUUCUGCACUAGCCAGAUUCCAAACCGUCUCCAAAGGCAGGCCCAUGCGCAACGCAUUGCAGCAGUCUCCCAGUGCUUGCUUGGGGCCGUGACUCCACUGUGCUCUGGGGGGGCAGGGCCCACGUCCUGCAGCCGCUCUGAGCCUCUUGCGCGCUGAAGCUGCGUCUCUCCCCGCAGGUCAACCAGGGCAACAUGCCUGGACUGCAGAGCACCUUCCUGGCCAUGGACACAGAGGAAGGCGUGGAGGUCGUGUGGAAUGAGCUGCAGUUCACGGACAAGGCGGCUUUCAAAGCUCAUGAGGUGAGGCUGGCAACCCCCUAGACCUUGGGGGUGGUGCACACCAAGCACUCUUCCCCAAAGAAGGCGGUGCUUCCCCCUGCCCAGCUCCAGACCCCCAGCUUGUUCCCCAUGGCUGAGUCUCCCCUCCCUGCCCACUUCCUCUGGCAACAGGAGAAGAUCAAGACCAUGUUUGAGCAGCUGGUUGUCGUUGACCACCCCAACAUCGUGAAGGUCCACAAGUACUGGCUGGAUGUGAAGGAAAUCAAGGCCCAGGUGAGGCAGGGGGCCCCCACGGAGGCUUGGCAGGGCUGCCCGCAGCCCCAGGGAUACGCCCUCCACGAUACGGGCCCAGACCUUACCCUGAGUGGGGAAACAGGUUGAGGGUGACCACCAUUGGGGAGGUGGGCUUGUGUAGGGGUCUCAGGGGCAGAGGAACUGCUUUCCAGAUGGGAACCCUUGGGUUCAAUCCUGGCAGUGUCUCCCAUCUCAGCUGGAGCGGCAGCAGCUGCUGAGGCUGCCAGCGCAGGGCUGACUUGGCAAGACCCUCCUGCCAGGUGACCGAGAGCCUGACUUGGUCAUGUCAGAGUGGAGGGGAGCCCCACACAUCCAAAGUCUGGUGCCCAUUCCCUGGUUUCGGCAAAGCCAUUGUGUACGAAAUAGCCACCUGGCUGGUGCCCAGAAAGAAAGGUAGCAGGUCCAGGGCAGGAUCCUAAGGAUAGUAAGAGCCCGGCGGAAGGGAGGAUUCCUAGAACCUUCUUUCUGUUGGGGGCUGGGUUUGUCUUUGGGUGCCCCUUUCCAGACCUUGCCGAUGGAGGAGCCUCUCCCCCUUGGGGCUACUGUGGGAAAUGCGGUGCCUGAGAUGCUUCCUGGGGCAUCAGGUCAACCCCUCAGGUUCACCCACCUGGUCCCCCCCACCAGGUGAUCUUCAUCACAGAGUACGUCUCCUCCGGAAGCCUGAAGCAGUUCCUCAAGAAGACCAAGAAGAACCACAAGGCUAUGAAUGCCCGGGUAGGACCCCUGCCUGCCCCCCAGGCCCCACUUCCCCCAGGCCCCUGCAGAGAUGCUCCAGUUUGUCCCCCAGGGCGACAGGUGUGGUACAAGGGCAGGUAGGGGGGCUGGGGGAAAGCCAGAGGAACCCUUGCAACAGGAGCAGCAGGUCAGGCAAGACAUAUCUUCCUCUGAAGGAAGCUACUCCCCACAGGCUGACUGGGGCCCCCCCGAUGGGUGGGUGAAGGUGGAUUCAGGGCAGGCGGCUGCCCUGUCCAGGUGGAAGCUGCUCCUGUUGAGCGAAAAAGGCACUGAGUCGAUGUGGUGGCGGGGGGUGGGUGUCUCCUGAGCUGACUUGAUCUCUCAUUGCUCCCCCUACCAAAAAACAAAACAGGCUUGGAAGCGCUGGUGCACUCAGAUCCUCUCGGCCCUCAGGUGAGCCUCCACUGCUGCUGCUCCCCCCGCAGUGCCUCAGCCCCACCAUCUCUGUGGGGAGAAGCAGUCCAAUGCCCCUCGACUCUCUUCCUGUUGCAGCUACCUGCACUCUUGCGACCCCCCCCAUCAUCCACGGGAAUCUCACCAGUGACACCAUCUUCAUCCAGCACAAUGGGCUCAUCAAGAUCGGGUCAGGUACGGAGCAGGUCCUGGGCCUUGGCAGGAGGGACCCCUGGGGGGGAAGAACCGCUUUGCUACCCGUGGAGCAAACUGACACGGGAGGACAUAGUCCGGCCCCACAGCUGCCCCAGUGGCCAGGCAGGGGCCUCAAGGCUACAUUUGAAAGCCUUUCCUCUGCUGCUUCACAGAAGCACUUGCUUUUCAGUAACUCUCCCUCCCUGUUCUCUCCCUGCAGUUUGGCACAGAGUCUUUGCGAAGGGUAAGUGCUGCCUCUUCCUCUUGCCCCCCAAAUGUAUUCCCUGUCCUGUUUCAUAGGGAGCGGCAGGCGGGUUUUCCUCCGCAUUCUUCAGGGCUCCAGGUCUUGUGUUUGACCAGAGGCAGCACAGCCCCCUUAAGUUCCAGGAGUGCUGGAUUGCUUCCUCGUGAGGACCUUCUCUGGGUCACUUGGGCUUCGGGGGCAAUGGAGUGUGUGGGUGUUGGGGGGGUCCCCGACCUCUGUUCUGGCCCCAGUCCAUUCCUGGAGGCUGUGGGAUCUCUCGCAACCUGCUGCCUGGGGGAGGAUGGGCCCCUCUAGACUGUGCUGUCACUUACGGUAAGCCCUUCAGAAGCACCGCUGCCUCUGGCUGUGGAAGGGAGAGCCGAGCCAUGGUGGCUGCAGCCAUCGAUGGCCCUCUUCUCCGUGAAGUUGUGUAACCCUCUUUUCAAGGCCUCCACGCUGGUGGCUGCCACUGGCUCCUGCAGGAGGGAGUUCCAUAGUUUAAUCCUUGUAUCCACCCUGGAUGCUCCAGCCUUCCUCUCCCUUCUCGCCCACCUACAGCCAUCCCGCCUGAGCUCCGCAGCCCCAUCCGUGCAGAGAGAGAGGAGCAGCGCAACCUGCACUUCUUCCCCCCGGAGUACGGGCGUGAGUAGUGGUGUAAGAGCCCGCUGGAGGGUGGGCGGGGCUUCCCUGGAGGCGGGGCUUCCCUGGAGGCGGGGCUUUGGCCAGCUGGGUCUGGUUGUGCUUGCUUUUCAGACGUGGCAGAUGGGACGGCUGUGGACAUCUUCUCCUUUGGGAUGUGCGCUCUGGAGGUAGGGAAGCUGGGGCGUGCGGAUGGCCACCCAGGGGUCCUGAUGACCCUGCCCUCGGGGGUGGGGGUGGCUCCCUUCCCCACAUCCACCACCUCUCCAGCAGGGGCUCCUUCCCAGGGCCAGGCACUGUCUUCUGGCAAAAGGGCUGCUUCCAGCCGUGCUGCCCCUUUCAUUCUGCCCCAGCUGCACCCCCUUGCCCCCUCCCCUCUGCUUCUCCCCACAGAUGGCGGUGCUGGAGAUCCAGUCCAAUGGGGACACCUACGUGUCGGAGGAGGCAAUUGAGCGGGCGAGGCAUUCUCUGGAUGACCCCAUCAUGCGGGUGAGAAAGCCGCUUGGCCACCUCCCCACACGGGUGGCACAGCAGGGGAUCAGGCUGCCUGCCCGUCUGGUGGCUGUGGCAACCCCUCUGCCCCCAGCCCCAUUGUAGACGCCUGGAACACCCCACUGCCCUUUCUCUGAGGGUGAAUGCUGCCAGGCAUGUGAGCAGCAUGAAAGUGAGGCCUGCCUGCUGCUGUGGCAAAGCCCGGACACCUCUGGACAUUACAGGGGAAUCUGGCUUCCCAACAAGCCACGAGUAGCAAAGGAGGAACAAGCCUUGGCUCCAGCUGGAGGGCUGUGUUGGGAGUCUGGGGCCUGUGCUGGCGGCACCAGGAUGGACGGACAGAUGGACGGAUGGAGCUUGCGCCUUCUCCCUGCCAAGCCAUCGCUGGGCUUUGCGUGAUGCAUGAACUAGGUCAGGGACGUCCAACUCCCAAUAGACUGCGAUCUACUCACAGUAUAAAAAACUGGCAGUGAUCUUCCCAUUGUCGUAAAAAGACUGGCAGUGAUCUACCCAAAGUUGUAGGUGCUUUUUUAGGAAGCCAAAGUUGGGGUGGUUUUUUUGCUUUUUGUAAUUUAUUGCCUUGAUUACUGCCUUCAUGGAUCACUGCCUUGCCGUGGCGAAGGGGCUUGAAUAACUCAGAGAAGCUAUGAGCUAUGCCGUGCAGGGCCACUCAAGAUGGACAGGUCAUAGUGGAGAGUUUUGAGCAAAUGUGAUCCACCUGGAGCAGGAACCAGCAAGCCACUCCAGUAUCCCUGCCAAGAAAACUCCAUGGACAAAGGCAACAGGCAUAUAAAAGUUAUGACGCUGUUCCCAGUCAGCGAACAUGAUGUUAUGUCCAACAUCUUGUGCCCAUUUAAUCAUAGCAGAUUUCACCGUUUCAUCCUGAGUAUCCCAUUUCAGCAGCAAGUUAUACAUUCUUGACAAAUUCUUAGUUUUGGAUUCUAACAGUUCUGUUUCUAAUUUUGAUUUUUCCACCUGGAAACCAAUUUUCUUAUCCAAAUUGUAUCCCUCCAUUAUCUGAUAAUAAUGAAGCCUGUCUGGCACUUUGUUUUAUAUUUUUUCAAAACUCUGCAAUUUCAAUCUGUCUCCAUCUUGUUCCAAAAUUUCCCAAUAUUUUGGCCAUUUGACCUCCAUAUUGAGCUUUUUCAAGGCUUUCGCUUCCAUUGGUGACAGCCACCUUGGAGUUUUGUUCUCUAGUAAAUCCUUGUAUCUUAUCCAAACAUUAAACAAUGCUUUUUUGUAAUCACUGCCUUGAUUACUGCCUUCAUGGAUCACUGCCUUGCCGUGGUGAAGGGGCUUGAAUAACUCAGAGAAGCUAUGAGCUAUGCCGUGCAGGGCCACUCAAGAUGGACAGGUCAUAGUGGAGAGUCUUGAUGCAACGUGAUCCACCUGAGCAGGAACCGCAAGCCACUCCAGUAUCCCUGCCAAGAAAACUCCAUGGACAAAGGCAACAGGCAUAUAAAAGUUAUGACGCUGGAAGAUGAGCCCCUCAGGUCGGAAGGCGUCCAACAUGCUACUGAGGAAGAGUGGAGGACAAGUACAAGUAGAUCCAGAGCUGAUGAAGCGGCUGGGCCAAAGCUGAAAGGAUGCUCAGUUGCGGAUAUGCCUGGAAGUGAAAGGAAACGCCAAUGCUGUAAAGAAAAAUAUUGCAUAGGAACCUGGAAUGUAAGAACCAUGAACCUUGGUAAGUUGGAUGUGGUCAAAAAUGAGAUGGCAAGAAUAAAUAUUGACAUCCUGGGCAUCAGUGAACUAAAAUGGACGGGAAUGGGCGAAUUCAGUUUGGAUGACCAUCAUAUCUACUACUGUGGGCAAGAAUCCCGUAAAAGAAAUGGAGUGGCCCUCAUAGUCAACAAAAGAGUGGCGAAAGCUGUACUGGGAUGCAAUCUCAAAAAUGAUAGAAUGAUCUCGAUACGAUUCCAAGGCAGACCUUUUAACAUCACAGUAAUCCAAGUUUAUGCACCAACCACUGGUGCUGAAGAAACUGAAAUUGACCAAUUCUAUGAAGACUUACAACACCUUAUAGAAAUGACACCAAAAAGGAUGUUCUUCUCAUUAUAGGGGAUUGGAAUGCUAAAGUAGGGAGUCAAGAGAUAAAAGGAACAACUGGCAAGUUUGGCCUUGGAGUUCAAAACGAAGCAGGGCAAAGGCUAAUAGAGUUCUGCCAAGAGAACAAGCUGGUCAUCACAAACACUCUUUUCCAACAACACAAGAGACGACUCUACACAUGGACAUCACCAGAUGGGCAGCAUCGAAAUCAGAUUGAUUAUAUUCUCUGCAGCCAAAGAUGGAGAAGCUCUAUACAGUCAGCAAAAACAAGACCUGGAGCUGACUGUGGCUCAGAUCAUCAGCUUCUUAUAGCAAAAUUCAAGCUUAAACUGAAGAAAGUAGGAAAAACCACUGGGCCGGUAAGAUACAAUCUAAGUCAAAUCCCUUAUGACUACACAGUGGAACCGAGGAACAGGUUUAAGGAUUUAGAUCUGGUGGACAGAGUGCCUGAAGAACUAUGGAUGGAGGCUCGUAACAUUAUACAGGAGGCAGCAACUAAAACCAUCCCAAUGAAAAGGAAAUGCAAGAAAGCCAAGUGGCUGUCCAAUGAGGCCUUACAAAUAGCGGGGGAGAGAAGGCAAGCAAAACACGAGGGAGAUAGUAAAAGAUACAGGAAAUUGAAUGCAGAUUUCCAAAAAAUAGCAAGGAGAGACAAGAAGGCCUUCUUAAACGAGCAAUGCAAAGAAAUAGAGGAAAACAACAGAAUGGGAAGAACCAGAGAUCUGUUUAAGAAAAUUGGAGAUAUGAAAGGAACAUUUCGUACAAAGAUUACCAUAAUAAAAGACAAAAGUGGAAAGGACCUAACAGAAGCAGAAGACAUCAAGAAGAGGCGGCAAGAAUACACAGAGGAAUUAUACCAGAAAGAAAUGGAUGUCUCGUACACUCCAGGUAGUGUGGUUGCUGACCUUGAGCCAGACAUCCUGGAGAGUGAAGUCAAAUGGGCCUUAGAAAGCACUGCUAAUAACAAGGCCAGUGGAAGUGAUGAUAUUCCAGCUGAACUAUUUAAAAUUUUAAAAGAUGAUGCUGUCAAGGUGCUACACUCAAUAUGCCAGCAAAUUUGGAAAACUCAGCAGUGGCCAGAGGAUUGGAGAAGAUCAGUCUACAUCCCAAUCCCAAAGAAGGGCAGUGCCAAAGAAUGCUCCAACUACCGCACAAUUGCACUCAUUUCACACGCUAGCAAGGUUAUGCUUAAAAUUCUACAAGGCAGACUUAAGCAGUAUGUGGACCAAGAACUCCCAGAAGUGCAAGCUGGAUUUAGAAGAGGCAGAGGAACCAGAGACCAAAUUGCAAACAUGUGCUGGGUUAUGGAGAAAGCUAGAGAGUUCCAGAAAGACUUCUACUUCUGCUUCAUUGACUAUGCAAAAGCCUUUGACUGUAUCGACCACAGCAAACUAUGGCAAGUUCUUAAAGAAAUGGGAGUGCCUGAUCACCUCAUCUGUCUCCUGAGAAAUCUCUAUGUGGGACAAGAAGCUACAGUCAGAACUGGAUAUGGAACAACUGAUUGGUUCAAAAUUGGGAAAGGAGUACGACAAGGCUGUAUAUUGUCUCCCUGGUUAUUUAACUUAUAUGCAGAAUUCAUCAUGCGAAAGGCUGGGCUGGAUGAAUCCCUAGCCGGAAUUAAGAUUGCUGGAAGAAAUAUCAACAACCUCAGAUAUGCAGAUGACACAACCUUGAUGGCAGAAAGUGAGGAGGAAUUAAAGAACCUUUUAAUGAGGGUGAAAGAGGAGAGCGCAAAAUAUGGUCUGAAGCUCAACAUCAAAAAACGAAGAUCAUGGCCACUGGUCCCAUCACCUCCUGGCAAAUAGAAGGGGAAGAAAUGGAGGCAGUGAGAGAUUUUACUUUUUGGGCUCCAUGAUCACUGCAGGAUGGUGACAGCAGUCACGAAAUUAAAAGACGCCUGCUCCGUGGGAGACAUGCUAUGGCAAACCUAGACCUCAUCUUAAUAAGCAGAGACAUCACCUUACCAACAAAGGUCCGUAUAGUUAAAGCCAUGGUUUUCCCAGUAGUGAUGUAUGGAAGUGAGAGCUGGACCAUAAAGAAGGCUGAUCGCUGAAGAAUUGAUGCUUUUGAAUUCUGGUGCUGGAGGAGACUCUUGAGAGUCCCAUGGACUGCAAGAAGAUCAAACCUAUCCAUUCUGAAGGAAAUCAGCCCUGAGUGCUCACUGGAAGGACGGAUCCUGAAGCUGAGACUCCAAUGCUUUGGCCACCUCAUGAGAAGAGAAGACUCCCUGGAAAAGACCCUGGUGUUGGGAAAGAUGGAGGGCACAAGGAGAAGGGAACGACAGAGGAUGAGAUGGUUGGACAGUGUUCUUGAAGCUACAAACAUGAGCCUGACCAAACUGCGGGAGGCGGUGGAAGACAGGAGGGCCUGGCGUGCUCUGGUCCAGGGGGUCACGAAGAGUCGGACACGACUAAACGAAUAAACAACAACAACAAAGGAGAUGGCUGAGGGGCCAGAGGUCAACCACAAUCAACCAGGAAUAUGCCGUGAUCUACCAGUAGAUCAUGAUCUACCUGUUGGACACGCCUGAAGCAAGCCAUCGUGAAAGGAUUGGGACGCCCCAUGGCUGCGGGGGAGGUGGGCAGCUUUACUGCAGAGGAAGAGCCUGCUGGAUCAGGCCAAAGGGGCUCAUCUAGUCCAGCAUCCUCUUCUCAUGGUGGCCAACCUGGUGCCCAUUGUGGGAAACCUGCAAGCAGGGUUCUGUCCCCCUAUGGCGUGGGGGGCCCAGAGGCCGGAUCCAGCCCAAUCACCUUCUAAAUCCAGCCCGCGGACAGUCCAGGAAUCAGCAUGUUUUUACAUGAGUAGAAUGUGUCCUUUUAUUUAAAAUGCAUCUCUAGGUUGUUUGUGGGGCAUAGGAAUUCAUUCCUCCUCCCCCCCCCUUCAAAAUAUAGUCUGGCCCCCCACAAGGUCUGAGGGACGGUGGACCGGCCCCUUGCUGAAAAAGUUUGCUGCCCCCUGCCCCAUGGUUUCCACCCACUGGAACUGAGAAGCCCCUCUGCCCCCAGCUGUGGAGACAGAGCCCAGCCACCUCCAUGCAGAGGAUGCUUCAGCCCCUUUGGCAAUCCCAGUUCUGCGUCAAGCAGGGCCUCAGAGGCCAGAGCCAGGAAGCUCCCAGGAGGCAAGGCAGGUCCUCGGGGGGGGGGGGGAGCCAAUGUGUGUCCCACGUGGCAAUUCCCUGGCAGCGUCUCAGCUGCCCACUUCUGCGCUCCCUGCCCUUUCUCCUGCUCUGCCUGGACACUGUGGCCACUGAUCUGUGGCUUUUCCUGGCCGGCCUCUUGGCUGUGGUGCCCGGCUCUCCUGGCAGGAGGCUGGCGCUGAGCCCAGCUUCCCCUAAGACCCCGCCCCCCGCUGCCCCUGUGUCCUUGCAGGAGUUCAUCCUGGGCUGCCUCCUCCUGAACCCGGACCGGCGUCCUACGGCUCACAACCUCCUUUUCCACCGCGUCCUCUUUGAGGUCCACUCCCUGAAGCUCCUGGCCGCUCACUGCUUCAUCAGCAACCAGUGUGAGUUGGGGAGGGGGUGGGAGUGGGGGCACCUGGGAAGGGCGCCCCCCCCCCGGCCGGGCCAUCCUGCUUCAGCCCCAACCAGCCCUGCCUGCCUGAUUCUUGCAGACCUGUGGCCUGAGAAUGUGGUGGAAGAGAAAACCAAGCAGCUGGACCUCAGCAUCGUCAUGGCAGAGAUCCAGCGAGAGGGUCGCCCGCCUGUGCAGUGGAGGUGGGCAGCCAGGGAAAUGGGUGGGGCUGGGCAAAGGGAACCCCCACCCCACCCCCAGCCAGCCAGCCAGCCAGCAACUCAUUCCUUUUCUUCCCUUUAGAUACUCAGAAGUUUCCUUCCUGGAGCUGGACAAGUUCCUGGAGGAUGUGAGGUGAGUCUGUGCAUGGGCUGCACAUGUGGGUCUGUGCAGGACCCCCUGCCCCCUUCAUGCCCCACAGCAGGAUUCCAAGGGUGCAGCUCCCUUGCCUUCUGGGACUGCAGAGGAGCAGCCCUGCUUUUUGCCUCCCCCCCCCCUUCCAGGAAUGGGGGGUGAGGCAGACGGAUGGAUGAAGAAGCCGAGCUGCUGCUCUCUUAGGGGGCUGAGCCCCAGAGCCCCCUCUCCCCCUACCCUCUUGGGCUCUGGCUGCCAGUCUCCACCGGGCUGUGGGGUCCAUGGGGCUGAUGCUCCUAGCGGGCCUAUCUUUCUCUCCUUUCACCCCAGGAACGGCAUUUAUCCCCUGAUGAACUUUGCUGCUACCCGCCCCCACACGCUUCCCAGAUCGACAUCCCAGCCCCCCGAGGACCCUCAGAAGGCCAAGACGCCCACGCCAGAGCCCUUUGAUGUGGAGACCAGAAAGGUAAGAGCAGCCCUUGCAGAGUUGCAACGGAGCGGCCAGAGGGUCUGCUCCACAUGUGCAAUAUCCUGACCUCAGCCCCCCAAGGGCAUCUUUGGGGUGGGGGGCUUGGAAAGUCCCCAGCCUGCAUCCCUGGGGGAAACCAGUGUAGGCUCGGUGGAGCCCCCCAGGCUCUGGCCUCAGCACCCACAGGGGACCCCCUUCCCCAGCCUCCCCUCCAGCGUGGGGUGGGGGCCAAGGAGCCCCCUCCUGAGGAGUGUCCCUGCCUCCCCCCCCAGGUGGUGCAGAUGCAGUGCGGCAUGGAGUGGAGCGAGGAGAAGAGGCAAUGGCGGGUACGUCCCCCCCCCUUCCUGGGCAGGGCUGGGAAGAGGGCAGGAGGGAGCCCUGGCUGUGGGGCAGAGGAGAGGCGGCAGCUCUGUGGGUGCCCUGCAGGUGCCGUCAGCCAGCCUCCCCUUCUCACACAUGGGGGGGGAAGGUUCUCCCUCAAGAGCUCCCCCCCCCCAUACACUCUCCAUGUGUGUCCUCCCAGCUCACGCUCCUUCUGGUCCUGGAAGACAAACUUCACCGCCAGCUGAGCUACGACCUGCUGCCAAGUGAGUGGACUCCCCAUUCCCCCAGGGCAGGUGGGCCUCCCCGGUACCCACCCCUCACAGUUGCCUGGUUCUUGGACCCGAGACAUUGGUGGAGGGCUCCCAGUGGCACAGCCAUGGCCUUGGGGGGCUGCUUUGUUGGCCUGGGGUCAGCUGUGCCUCCCACGCUUUGUGGGGGUCCCUCCCCACGCCAGUCUUCCUUUCGCCUCUCACUCACUGCCACGAGGCUUGAAAUACCAGCCGGCCCUCCGGCCCUUUGGUGACCCCCCCUUCAGCAGCUCCUCCUCCUCCUCUCCUCCGCAGAUGACAAUCCCAAGGACUUGGCUGUGGAGCUUGUGCACUAUGGAUUCAUCAGCCCGGUGAGCUUUUUCAGGGCCCACCCCCUGGUGAAAGGGGGGAGGAGGGAAGCAAAUGAGAGAGAAAAGGAAGGUUUGUUUGAGGCAAGAGAUCUGGUCCUGCUCCUCCCAGGGAUUAAGCAGGUGAAAAACAGGUGGGGCUGCAUUUUUCAGUCAGUUCUGUCUGCCUAGGAAAAUAAUCCAAGCUGUCAAGUUCCACAAGCGCUUUCUCUUUCUUUCUUUCUUUCUUUCUUUCUUUCUUUCUUUCUUUCUUUCUUCUCCCCUUUCUCUUUGUGUGCCUUUUUCUGCGUAGCCUCUGCCCCUCCCUACCCAGCGUGGCCAGUGGCUACAGUGGGAGUUGUGGAUCAACAAUUCCGGGAGGGCGACAGCCCCCACCUCCAGCCCCCCACCCCUGCUGGGCUGUGGGCUCCUGCCUUCCUGAUCCCCCUCAGUCAGCUGACAUGGGGGCACCAAAAGGCCCUCCUCUUCCAGGGCUACCCUCUCAAACUCAGGUUACGAUACGAUACGAUACGAUAAUCUUUAUUGUUAUUGUCCCAUAGAACAGAACAACGAAAUUGAAAAAAUCUACACCAGACAUUCAAAAACCAACAAGCCUGCUAUCCCAGCUAUUCCAGCCUAGUUAACCCCCUAAAAACUCUGAUACCCCAUAAUUAAAUACAAUAUACUCCCACAGAGACUACCUUACACUGCGUUUAAAACCAAAAUCGCAUUUGGAUAAAAACUGUUUCUCAGGCGGCUGGUUUGAUGAGCCACAUGCAAAGCUGCAGAGGCAGACUGCCAAUUCUCCACCCUCUUUUUCAAAUCUAUUUUGAUUAUUACAUUUCUAUCCCCCCCCUUUCCUGCCAAGAAGUGGCACACACGGUGCUCCCCCUCCCCAUUUCAUCCUUGCAUCAACCCUGUCAGCCAGGCGAGGGAUGGCAACUGGCCCAAGGUCACCUGGCAGGGAGCCGAGAGCCAGCUCAGAGCCAGCCCUGUGUUCAAUUUCUUGCUGGGUUCCCUGGAAGUUGGGGGCAGAGAGAAAGGGCAUGGAAGAGCUGGGGCGGAAGGCAGUGGGGCAAAUGCCCCAGGCUGCACUUGGACAGAAGCCUCCCCCUAGGGGCCAACUGGGAGGAGGAGGGGGGCUGCCACUGAGGCCCAGCAUGGGGGAGCGGGAGGGGAGCCCCCGCUGACCCUGCCUCUUCUUCUCCCCCAGGACGACUGUGACAAGCUGGCCGCCUUCCUCGAAAGCGCCUUCCGCAAGCAGCACCCUCCUCCUUCCUGA